Molecule: messenger RNA, 757 nt
Organism: Sesamum indicum (sesame)
Lineage: Eukaryota; Viridiplantae; Streptophyta; Magnoliopsida; Lamiales; Pedaliaceae
Source: RefSeq, a predicted model, not a curated record
CAAAUUUUCCAGCCAGGAUAAUUCUCCCAACCUUCCUUCUCUUUCUCUCUCUCCUCUGUGCUCUAUCUAUAUCUACCUCUACUUCCAACUCUCACAUUGUUUACAAGCCAACUCUCCCUAAGCCUUUCUUCUUCCCACUUGAAGAACAUACCUUCGCACAGAAUAUUAUCAUGGCUCUCUCUACUGCCAUCUUUGUGUCCACAUUGCUUGCACUUGUUGCUUUUUCAGCUGCUCAAGCUCCAGCCCCAUCUCCGAUGAUGCCACCAUCUGCCAUGGUAUCUCCACCACCUGCAACAGCCACCCCUCCGCCCAUGACGCCUUCUCCACUGAUGCCGCCAAUGUCUAUGCCACCAACGCCAUCAUCACCUCCUAUGGCUCCUCCGUCAAUGGCACCUGGAAUGCCACCAAUGAUGGCAUCAUCUCCACCUGCACCGCCCAUGGCCAUGGGGCCCAUGGCACCGGCUCCAGGACCUUCUCCCUCUGCUCCAUCACCACCCUCCCCCUCAGCCACUUCUAUGCAUGGAUCUAGCAUGGCCGUCGUGGCAUUGCUCGGGGGAGUUGCACUUCUUGCUUUAAACUGAUUUAUGUUAGCUGAGUUUAGUCUUCAUUUGGAAUCCACCUAGAUCGGAAUAAACAUGUGUAUUCUUUAUUUUUCUUGUGCUCUUUUGCUUGCGAUUGAGUCAUUGUUAAUUGUUCGACGUUCGUUGUAUUUUGUGAGGUAAAUUGCUAAUUUACCAGAUUUUACAUCUGUUUCUCA